GGCAUCAAUUAUUAGCAAUGUGCUACACAUUCAAACGCACUGCUCUGGUCGUUUUUCAGCUGUCUUUCGCCUGUUUUGGAAUUAAAAGAACCGCAGUGACAGUGAGCGUUUAGUGGAACGCCGCAUCGCGUUGCAACUUGCUGGUGGAACGGGGAACAUUUUGAAAAAGUAACCGGCGCUGUCCGUGUUCAGAAAACCUAUUCAUGUAACGUUAAUCUUUCAUUCACGUAAUCUUUCCUGACCUGAUACACUGUUACCAGGACAGUAAGCGAAAGGGGAAAAGCUUUACAGUAGGUUUAAGGCUAUGGGAGUGACACUGCACUCACCCAAUUCUACAAACAUCCACAGUCUUGAUUAAAACGAAAUACAAUGGGGACGUCUGGACCUGAUGCAGUCGCAUUCUCAGGGGAGGAGGAAGAAGAGGAGGAAUACUAUGAAGUUGAGCAUCUGCCUCCACUCCUUGAAGAUGAGGAGAACGUGUCCCUGGCAGAUAUCCUGUCGUUGCGGGACAUCUGUCUGACGGAGCAAGAGGUGUGGGCGGUGUGUGUGGAGUGUGUCCUGGCCUUGCAGAGUAUCGCCUCAUCACCCCUGUUCCACACCCUGUGCAUCACGCCCGACACCCUGGCCUUUAACGCCCAUGGCAACGUGUGCUUCAUGGAGCAGCUCAGUGAUGACCCCGAGGGCUCGUUUAUACCUCCAGAGUUUGACAAGACUGGCAGUACCUUUGAGGGACAUGUGUACUCUCUGGGCUCCACCCUCUCUGCCGCGUUGGACUUUGUCAUUGAGCCAGAGCUGGAGGCAGAGCUGGGGGAGGAGAUUCAGAGACUGCUGGAGCAGAUGCAGGAGGAGGGGCCAGAGGACAGGCCACUCCCCCAGGACCUCCUCUCCCUUGCAGAGGAAAAGCUAGUAGAUACCUCUUCCACAGCCCUGUGCCGGAAACUCUCUUCUAUAGGACGAAGAGUUCUGUCAAUCGAAUCCGUCGCAACAUUUCAAGAUGGGUGGCGUGGCUCUUGGGAGGCUCGAUGGCAGCAGCCCAAACCCAACUGGCAGCUCCACAAGAGCAUCGAAUCUGAGGACAGUAGCUCCAAAAACCAGGGCGUUGUCUCACAUACCACGGCAGAGAACCCGGACUUAAACGACUCCAACGGCCUGCAUCGGCAUCACGUAUGUGGAGCCUGGGACUCCACCCUUUGGGCUGACGGUAUGGGGGAUGUGGAAGAGAAUGGAUGUGUCAGAGAGGAGGACAUGUUUGGUUCUCAGUUGGAUAGCAGAUCUCAGAAUAGUUCUCCUGUACACAGGAGGGCUCAGGAGAGGGCUGGGAGGGUGAGGGGGGUUCUGAAUCGUUCCUGCUCCGUUCCAGACUCCAAUAAUCCCCCCGCAUUCCCGCCCGCGCCCCAUGGGGAUAUCAGUGUCAAUGUAUCGGACCUCACGGAGAUAGGAGCUGAGGAAUGCAUGGGGCACGGGUCUGUUUGGAGCAAGAGAGGGGACCGAGAGAAGGCCCCUUAUGAGUGCAAUGACUCUGAGCAAUGGGACUCAGCGAGAGACAGUGAGACAUUAGAAGGGGAAAGAGAUUCUACCCUGCCCAUAUGUGGUGCUGAAACAGAUUCAGACAGUCAAAGUGGAACACGAGAUGAAACCUCUUCGUCCCGCCCAGCUCAAGACCCGGACAUGUUGGUCGACUCUGCUUGCAACAUGACUUCAACCUCAAACCUUUACACUCCCAAUAAUCACAUGACUAAAAGCAUGCUGUGCCUCAAUGAACAAUCUCAAGAUGAGUGGAUCUCUCUGAGGGAUCUACUCACACGGAGUGGGCAGAGACUGUCUGUGAAUGAGCUAUGGGCCCUGUGUCAUACCUGCCUCUCCACACUGCAGACCUACUUAGACUACCCAGCAUACCUGUGCCUGGAUACAAUGUACGUGGGUUGUGAGGGAGAAGUUCUCUUCCUGAAACCUAAAAACACAGGAUCCUGCGACGCGUUUUAUCUGGCCCCUGAAUUCCAGGAGCAUGGAAUCGUAACUGAAAAGGCCUGUGUUUAUGGGGUGGCUGCCAUCCUAUGGGCCACGGCCAAGUUCAACCUGUCAGCCAAUCAGAAGCUGGCUAUGCCCAGGAAGUUGAAGAUGCUGCUGCUGGAGAUGGCCAAGAGGACGCCCAUCGAAAGACCUUCCAUUGUCGUAGCUAAAAAGAGCUGUCGGGAUUAUCUAUCACGCCUAGGAACGAACGCUGAGACAGUGUGGACGAAUCUGAUCAACAGAGUCCACCCGCCACUCACAAAGGACAUUGAUGCAGAGGAUCAGAAUGGAUUGGACAGUAGAGUAAACUCAAGUCAGGAAUCAACACGUAUCAAGAGUGGGUUUGUGCCCAUGGCCACUGAGAGCCGAUUGGCUCCUGUACCUGGCCCUGUUCCCCAUAGCUAUCCAAUUAAUGGAGCCCCCCAGCUUCCAGAGGCCUUCACUUCCCUUGCCACACACUUCAACCCCAUCAUCCUUACCAGGGAGGGGGACACUGAGGAAACUCCCCUUCCUGCUUCAGACAUUGAGGAGGCUAUAAGUGAAGUCGCAAGAGGCAAUGACAUCGAGCCUGUGCAAGAGGCUAAGGACCGAGACACCCCCUCACACCUUGAGGACCUACCCCUACCUCAGUCAGAUAGAGACCUACAGGACAACGGACAGGACAGCCCUGCCAAUCAAAGGAGCGUGGUCACACGCAUCCUUUCCUCCACUGCCUCAAGCGGCAGGACAUUGGUCAACUCUCCACCUCCCACCUCCCCCAAACUCAGCAACCAGAGGACUCCCGUUUCCAACCACCCACUCCCUCCUUCGACCACCCAAUUGUCUUCGUCUUCCUCUUGCCAAUCGUCAUCCUGCUCUCAUCUGACUGGUGGUGGUGUUUUCAACAACUUCCUAUUGCGUCAGGACCCUUUAGCAGGGCACUUAACCCUGGUGCCAGUGCAGAUAACAGUCCCUGAGUCCCUCCAUGGUCUGGAGCUCAAUCUGCCCCUGACCUCAAGCUCCAGCUACCUCCAGGGUCAACCCACACAUCCACGGAGCCCUAGAGACCAUCUGACCCCUGGCCAGGGAGCUGAACCUCUUUUGGAAUGCCUUAAUGGCAGACCCUCGGACCCCAAAGCGUCCAUGCCCCAUCCCCACAAUGGAGAAGGAGGUCCAAGGACAGGAGAAGGUGAGGGUGAACACCUAUCAGAGUCCCAUGGACCCCCUCAGGGAGACACUUCCUCCCCCCUGAUGAACCCUUCCCUACAAGAGGUUAUUGGCCUACUCAGGGCAGACUUUGCCUUUGAUGGCUAUCUGGAGAAUGGUGUAGAGGAUCUAGCAAUGGGGGAGUAUUUCCUGUCUCUGAAGGACCUACAGUACCAGACAUUCUGCAAUGUUGUGAAAGAGAAAUUCUGUGACCUUUACUGGGAUGAGGACUUAUUGGGAGUGCUCCACUGUGUGGUCAACUACAACCAAUUAUCUCUAGGCUCUAAUGAACAGUCUCCAUCAAAGCCAUGGCAAAGGGCAGCCACCUCACUCCUGAGUGCUUCCAGCUGUAUAGCAGAGGAGAGGGAGGCACUGCGGUGUGGUCAUGUCGACCUGAACGGCAACCUGCACCACAGUGGACCUGUAGCUUCAGACGCGUGGGAGAGAUUUGAGAGACACCAGAGGGCCCUGUCUGCACUCAGAGAAACAGAGACUAGACCUGAACAUAAAGAUACUGAAUCAGAGAAGGGUCAACAUCAUGUCUGCCCAGGAUUGAGAGCUGCUGAGUGUUUGGUUAAGGGGGCUAUGGAGAGUGCCGAGCAUCCAGUGGGGGGCGGCGAUGAAAGCCCCCCUGAAGCUGACUCUCUAUGGGGGACGGACGAGCCACUGAGGGUGGGACCCCGAGGCCAGAUGAGCCCUGACUGCUGCGAGGACAUGGAGGACACAGAAUCUCUGGUGUCUCAUUGUCUCCUCUCCCCCAGCUCAGGAGCAGAGGAGUCCAGCCACAGCCACAGCCCAGCCUGGGCCCUGGCCUUCUAUGGAGGGGACUGUUUUAGUCAGGAUGUGGUGGAAUAUGCUAGGAACUUGGGACAGCAUAGUGAGUCCCCGUGCCUGGAGCUGAAAACACAGGUUCUGAGUGUGGAUCAAUGGGGUGUGGAUGUGUCCCUCCUUCCCUCCCUGGCAGCCUCUGAUCCAGGGAGCCCUCUGGAUCUCCAGCCCUCAGAGGAGCCUGCCGUGUUGGGAUUGGUGUCUUUGUCUGGGGCAGGGACAGGGAAGAGCAGCCUGCAGGCCGCCACACCCCUGGAUUUCAUGUCCUUCCUCUAUGCCAGAAAUGCGCCAUUGGAGGGUUACAUCCAACAGUUCCUGUACACUUACCGCUAUUUCUGUACCCCUCAAGAACUCCUUCAGUUCCUGAUGGGCAAAUUCACCAGUGCAGUAGCAGGAGUUGAUGUGUCAGGGGACAGUGCUAAGGUGUACCACCGGAGUCUGGAUGUGCUGCAAACCUGGCUGACUGACUACAUAAUGGUGGAAGUCAGCCCCAAGUCCAGCCUGCUGAUGACCCUGGAAAACUUCCUCACCACUGAAGUGUCUCCGUUAGACAGUAGAGGAGAGAGACUUUUGACCACUCUUCAGAGGUCUCCCAGGAAGAGGUGGAGCCAAGGCUGUGGGAGCCCAAUCAGCAUGCAGGAGGAUGAUGAAGAUGAACUGUCUGUCCAUACCUCAUGCAGAAAAUCAGCUAUUGAGUACUCUGGAAGGAAGAGCUUCCAGUGGAGGAUAUCCAGGGUGGUUGAGCCCCAGUCAACCCAGACUAAAGACAAGGCCUACUCCAUAGCAGCAGCCCUGCCCCGGCCCUACUACACCUCCCUUUUGGAUGACAUCUCCAGUGCCUGCCUCAGAAGCGAGGAGAGACACCCCUUUAGUCAGAGUGAACACAGCGCCCAACACACGGCACAGCAACUCACUCUACUCCAGCAGGAAAUGUUUCAAGGCUGUCACCCAAUUCAUUUCCUCAACUCUAAAUCUCAAGGAGUCAGGGACAAAGCUGUUUGUGUCACCAAACAUGCGUAACACUCUGUUCCUCCAGUAGAGGGCAGCAGUCUAUUUGUUCACAAAGGGACUCCACAGGACAGCCACCUCCAACAGCUACUGAGAUAUGCUGACAGCGUCUCCAAUUGGGUCUCUGCAGAUCUCGUCAUCUGUGAUUCGAUAAAGAUCCAAGCGGCUUUGCUCACCAAGUUUCUCCUAAUUGCCAAACACUGCUCUGAAUCAAGAGACUUUGCCACAGCAAUGCAGGUCCUUGGAGGCCUGGAGAAUGUGAUUGUCAGGCAAUUACCGGCUUGGAAACAUCUGUCUACCAAGGUGUGUGAGGUCCUUGAGGAUCUGCGAGCCGUGCAGGUCUUUCUGAAGAGUGAUAACCUGUGUCUGAUGGGAGGAGAGCAUGUGAGGAGGAGACCCACCCUCCCUGCUGUCCACAUCCUGGCCAUGCACAUCCAGCAGCUGGAGAUAGGAGCCUUCACUCUGACCAGUGGCGCCUACAAGUGGCCAAAACUCAGAACCAUAGCCCAGAUGGUGAGUCAGGUGCAUGCAUUCCAGGAGACGGUGUACUCCUUCACUCCUGACCCGGGGCUGCAGGCCUACAUCAGACGAAGAAUAGCCCACCUCAGUGGCUGUGACAGUCCCCUGCUGGCUGCAGACAACGAGGCCAACUUCCCCCACAACCCCACUGACCGACACACCUGCAGGAUCCAGGACACACUGAAGAGGGUGAAGGCCACCUUCCAGUGACCUGCAUCCUUGCUAAUCUAGGAUCAAUUUGGUCUAUUAAGUCAUAAUGAAUAUGAUUAUAUGGACAGAGAGGACCUAUUCCUAGCCCAGGUCAGACAACUACUCAACAGACUUCGAACCCUCCACACACCACUGGGUUCCUAUAGUAGCAGGGACUGGGUGGGUGUCUGGGAAAAACUGUUCAUUUUUCUCUGUUUAUUGGUAAUAUAUAUUUUUUGUAAGAAUCCAGCUCAACCUCCCACAUUGCACCCCAUAGCCUGACAACCCACAGCACACAUCCAACUCCUUGAUUCUCUCCAAAGCGGACUCCAAUGUCAAGUGAAACUUUGAAUGUUUUUUUAUUUUAUUCUUUAUAUUGGGAUGAGGAGAGUAGAAAACAGUAUGGGACUUUUAAAAAUCCUUCUGGUGGAGGCAUAUCGAUGCUGGCGUUUCUCUUACACGAAUUUUGAUUGCUCGUCUCCGAGACAACAUAAUGAUGAUAAUGUGCAACAAUGUUUCAUGAUGAGUUGACGUAAUGUCUUUAAUUCACUUUAAUUCACUAAGUUUACUAUGCUAAAUGAGAUAUUUUGAUACAACCACAGAUAGCUAAUGCCCAUUUUCAUCCCUCCGGAGCACCAUUUUAAAUACAUUGACAAUGGCUAUUUGACAUGGUAAUUACAGCAUUUCAAGAUACAAGAGAAAUAUCAAAAUCAUGAUUUAUUAUGCUAUUAUGACAAAAUGAUUUCAAAUACCUGAAUAAUUGCUAUAGUUAAUAGUUAACGUUAAUGUUGCAAUGUAACUACGGUGUAUAUAGGCUACAAAUUGUUGCAUAGUCAGACUUGCAAAGGUGAAAUUAGAUAAUUUUCUAAACGUGAUUUGCAAACUAAUUGAAACAACUGCAAUAAAUGUUUUAAUAGAUUGAGUUUGCGACACAUUUUGAGCAUGGUAUGCUACCUUGUCCCUGGUUGAUUAAUGCUAAAACAUCAUGAAAUGUUCUGUCUUUCUUUCAGUCAAAAAAAAUAUAUCAACAUACACAUUGGCAUAAUCAUACUACCAUAUUUAGCACAUUGACAUCUUGUUAAGUUAAUUAUCGUUUUAAACGAUGUAUUAAAUAUGAGAAUUAAGUGCUGUAGUUACAAUAAUUGUAUGUCUCCUAGCACCAUUUCAAGCAUCUAAAAACGCAAAAUAAAUUACCUUGUAAUCUUUCAUGUUUCAGAGUCUGAUGUAAAUGUGCUAAAUAUGUUAGUUUAUGCCAAAUGCCUAUUUUUUGGGUGUUUUCCCACAUAUGUUCAUAUAUUUUCUGACUGAAAGAAAAGUUCAUGAUCUUUAUAUAAUUCAUCAACCAGGGGACGAAAUUGUAGCCCACCAUGCUUAAAAUGAGAAGCAAACUCAAUCUAUGAAAAUAUGUAUUGUAUCUUACUUGUGUUUUUGUAUGGAUUUCUAGCAAACACCGCAAACAAACAACAACGACCUGAUCGCUGAGGAUCGAAGAGCAUGCAUUGUGUGUGGGGAUGUUAUAGUUGUGCGUCCAAUUUGUCUCCGACUAUUAAGGACGUUGUCACAGAGGCGAGAAAAUAUGCUCUGUAUGGAAGCGACUUCCCCCGGCGGAGUCCCGUGAGGACCGGACAGCUUCCAUUGUUAUCUGACGGGAUCAGGGCACCUCUUCAAAGCACUCGAGAUAAAGGGUCGUAAUUGGGAGGCUGAAAAGCAAUAGUCAGAUCAUCGAUAAAGGAGACAUUCAAUAUAUCCUUAUCUGCAUUGUCAUAGCUAAGCGAUAAUUUUAGGGGUAUUGUCCCGUAGCUGCUGGGGGUCUUCCAUCUGAAGAGACUGAAACACGUGAAGGGUUUCGUAUACAGAGAGAAGGGAUACCUGGCGACAUUGGCCUAGUUGGAUCAUUUGGGUUGACCACAUUUAUUCAACUUCCCAUUUCUAGAUGUUUUUGACAUUCUUUCUGGCGAACAUCAGGCUGUAAUGCAAUUUUGGACAGGCCUCUUUGGGGAUAUUUUACGCAUGUGUAAGCUAUGCAAAACCACAUGUACUGUAGCCAUUGUAGGCGUUUUUCAGACUUCUUUAGAGCUUGCUCUCCAUUAUUUACAUUACAAUCAAACCUAAUUGUGUUGCUACUGUAAUACCUUUGAUCUGUAAUGUUUAAACCGACUGCGCCAAAUGCUGUCUGUUGGGCCAGUGGCGCCAGUGCUCACCGGGGUAUCGAAGACGUGUUAAUGCUAAACCAUUAGAGGAGUAUUUUACUUGCCUUUGCUUUACAUUUGAUUUUAGUGUUGUGGAAGGGGCUUAGAAAGGAAUGCUGUAAAUGAUCAGACUGCAAUGUUGUGUAAAAUCAUUUAAAUAAUUAAUAUCAGAGUGGUCAACUAUAAAGGAUUAUGAAAUAUCAUUCCAUUCCCAUAAAAUCAUAGAGGCCACAGUGAUUGCAUGAAAUGUAUGUGUACGAUUCCACGGACCGGCUUUAAACGUUUCAAUCAGGUGGGGUGCAGAACUCCACCACUUUUGGUUUCGUUUAAUAAAAUAUAUUGUUGCAAAAGCGUUAAA
This is a messenger RNA of Oncorhynchus masou masou (cherry salmon), 8286 nucleotides long. RefSeq names its product kinase non-catalytic C-lobe domain-containing protein 1-like. Gene Ontology annotation, biological process: regulation of dendrite morphogenesis; small GTPase-mediated signal transduction. The record is from RefSeq and is a predicted model, not a curated record. Gene Ontology annotation, molecular function: guanyl-nucleotide exchange factor activity. NCBI's taxonomy places the organism in Eukaryota, Metazoa, Chordata, Actinopteri, Salmoniformes, Salmonidae. Gene Ontology annotation, cellular component: guanyl-nucleotide exchange factor complex; neuronal cell body; dendrite.